UCCUGAUCUACAGCACCUCCAACCCUCAGCGUCCUGAUCUACAGCACCUCCAACCUCAGCGUCCUGAUCCACAGCACCUCCAACCACAGCAUCCUGAUCUACAGCACCUCCAACCUCAGCGUCCUGAUCUACAGCACCUCCAACCACAGCAUCCUGAUCUACAGCACCUCCAAGCCCAGCAUCCUUCGUCCCAGGUUCCUCCUCUAUAGCAGCCCUGCACGAUGAGCGUGGAGAUGCGGAGAGACGUCAGCCUGUGGUCGCAGACCUUUGCUCUUCUUUGGAAGAAUCUUCUGCUGAAAUGGAGGAGGAAGUGGCAUACGGUUCUGGAAUGGCUCCAGCACUUGGCGUUUGUGCUGCUCUUGUUUUUCUUCACUUACAGCCUGGAGGAUAGAAGGAUGCCAUAUCUGUCGCCGGCCGCCGACCUCGGGCGCUUGGAUAAGUUUAACAUCACAGAUGUUGUCGGAUACAGCCUAAAGUCAUCUGCUGCCCACAAGAUCAUGCAGAAAGUUCACAAGAGCGGCAGAAUGCCAGGAAUCACCAUCGAGGGAAUCUCCAACGAGAUGGAAAUGCUACGUCUUGUAACUGAGAGAGAAAUGGUGGCGGUGACGUUUGAGAGUGAAUUUAAGUAUUACAUCCAGUACCCAUCGUAUAACGUGCCCCCGGCAAAUGACUACAUCGUAUACAGACGUACAUGCUAUGACGCGGAUAGUUGCACCCCAACCUUAUACAUGAGAAGCGGAUUCCUGACGCUGCAGGCCGCCAUCGACGCUGCAAUCAUCGAGGUGGCCACUAAUCACUCGGUCUGGGACAGUAUGGCCUCCACGGAGGCUGUGAAGAUGGCCUCUACCAAUGUCAUCUCCAGGACCAUUCUACACCUAGGGUUCUUCAUCCUGGUCAUGUGCAUGUGUUACACCUCGCUCUCCUACCUGCUGACAAUCUACAUCGCCAAGGAGAGGAAGGAGCAGAGAGAGAUCAUGAGGAUGAUGGGGCUCAGAGACCUGGCCUUCUGGUUGUCAUGGGGGCUGCUCUACGCUCUUUAUGUCCUGAUCAUUGCCAAUCUGAUGGCUCUUGUCACAACCACCUUUGUGUUCGUGGAAAGUUCCUAUGGGGUCAUCCUGCUGCUCUUCUUCCUCUAUGGGAUAUCAAUGAUUUGCUUCACGUUCAUGCUGUGCGCUCUGCUCCGGAAGCCUCGGCUCGUCGCCAUCUCUGGGUUCUUUAUCACACUGUUCCUUUCCAGCCUGAGCACGCUGCCGCUGGUGAACGUCCUGCCCGUCUUCCUAGAGGUCGUCCUGUGUGUUUUUGCACCAUUUGCCUUCUCUGUUGGGAUCACACAGAGCAUACACAUGGAGACUGACUUUGAGGGCGUCUUCUUCUCGGACAUCACCGGAGAAUCCUCCCACCUGCUGACCAGCUACAUCACCCUGCUGCUGGACUGCGUCCUGUACAUCCUCCUCACCUUGUAUUUUGACAAGAUUCUGGCAGAUAGGCACGGCAUGAGGCACGAGGCGCUCUUCUUCCUGCAAUCCUCUUACUGGUCAAGAGGGAAAAAGACCCCAGUUCCAUUGGACCCGGAAGUCAGAGGAACGACGGCGGGCAUCGGAGAUUACAUAGAGAAGGUCCCAGUUGAGUUACAAGGAAGAGAGGCCAUCAGGAUUAAUAAAGUUAAGAAAAUCUACAGUGGCAAAGACAAAAAGACUGAAGCUUUAAGAGGUCUGGAUUUGGAUAUUUACGAGGGACAAAUCACAGCACUCCUGGGUCACAGCGGCGCCGGGAAGACAACAUUACUGAAUAUCCUGAGUGGGAUGAGCACCUCGACCAGCGGCUCGGCCUCCAUCUGCAACCAUCCGCUCUCAGACAUUCAGCACCUGGAGGAGAUACAGAAGAGAAUCGGCUUCUGCCCGCAGUUUGACAUCAAGUUCGACCAGCUGACCGUCAGGGAAAAUCUGAAGCUGUUCUGCAGGAUAAAGGGGAUCGCUGCCCGAGACGUGGCCUCCGAGGUGGAGAAGAUUGUCUCAGACCUGGCCAUGAGCCACUUCCAGAAUGUGCUAGCCAAUAAACUCAGCGGCGGGCAGAGACGGAAGCUGACCCUCGCCAUCGCCCUAUUGGGAGAUCCAGAGGUUCUUCUACUAGAUGAACCCACGGCUGGCCUCGACCCGAUCUCCAGGCACCGUGUGUGGGCCAUACUGAAGGGGCGAAAAUCUGACGGAGUCACUCUCUUCAGUACUCAGUUCAUGGACGAGGCGGACAUCCUCGCUGAUCGCAAGGCGGUCCUGAGCAACGGGCGGCUGAAAUGCGUUGGAUCCUCUUUGUUUCUGAAAAGAAAUUGGGGCAUCGGCUACCACCUGAGGAUGCAGGUGUCUCCAUCUUGUAAUCCAGACGCCAUCACUUCUGUUAUCAAACAACACGUCUCCAGCGCCAAACUCGCCACCCAGAACGUGGAGGACCUGACAUUCACCCUGCCCUUCGACAAGAUGGACUCAUUCCCAGCUCUGUUUUCUCACUUGGACCAACAUGUGGGACUGGACGUGAUGAGUUACGGGGUGUCGAUCACAACGCUGGACGACGUCUUCCUGAAGCUGGAGGGAGAGGAGGAGGUUGAGAAAGGAGAUUACGAUGUUUUUACCCGAUCUGACCAAAAUGAAGAUGAGGAGAGAGACCUGGAGGUGGAGGACUCCGUCCUGCUGAUGUCAGAUUCCGGCAGCGCCACCCUUCACGGACUGGCCCUGUGGAGGCAGCAGGUGGUGACGGUGGCGCGGAUCCGCUUCCUGAAGUUAAAGCACGACAUGAAGAACUUCCGAUCCAUAUUGCUUCUUCUGGUCCUGUUCAUAUUACCCCUGAUCACCACCACCAUCCUGGUUUACUCCAUGCAUACGAUUCACAACUGGAAACUCGCCCCCAACCUUUACUUCCGGGGCGAGGGUCACCGGGCGCACAAGUAUUACACCCGACUGCUGCUCAGUAACAACACAGGUUCCCCCAUCAAAGACUUUGUCAACGGCAUAAAGGCGCAGGGCGUUUCGGUGGAGGUCGUCGAUGGUCCAUACAAUAUGAACAUUACAGGAUACAACGGCGCGAUCGAGGUGUCGCUGCAGGACGAGAAUUACCACUUCAGGAUCAUUGGAAAUCCGCGAGCGCUAAACGGACUGCCGGUGCUGGUGAAUAUUCUCAGUAACGCCUUCCUGAAAAGCUUCAGAUCCACAGAGAAGAUCGAAAUCUGGACUAAGCCCAUCCAAACUAAUAAGAAUUACGACAGCUAUCACAUUGUUUUUGCUGUUGGCAUGCUGUUCAUGUAUUUCGCAUCUGGUCUCGCCCCCCAUUUUGCGAUGAGCAGUGUCCAGGACUAUAAGAUCAAGGCUCGUUCUCAGCUGCGGAUCUCCGGCCUCUUCCCAUCGGCGUACUGGUGCGGACAGGCCUUGGUGGACAUCGCCCUCUACUGGCUGCUGCUCUUCCUGAUGAUAGCCAUACUGUUUGCAUUCAACUACAAAAUAAUUCUUUCUUCCUUGCAAGUUGCACUGCUGAUACUGGAAAUCCUUGCGUACGGCGCGUCCAUGGUUCUUUACGUCUAUUUAAUCUCCUUCAUUUUCAAAAAAGGAAAGGUUCAUGCCGAUCGCUGGUCUUUCCUCUUCGUUGUGUUAACGAUGGUAUUCGGUCCCUUGACCCUUUAUUCUUUAUUUUUUAUGGGUUUUAGCAGUUUGUUAAUCGCCUCUCUGUUCUUGGUGCCUCCCUGUAACUUAGGAGCAUUUCUAUCGCAUCUGACUUUCGGGAACUUCAUCGGUGCUGAAGAACGUCCGACUGAAUUGUUUCUGCAUCUUAUAAUGCCAUGCUGUCAGAUCAUCACAUUCUGGGGCGUCCUCUGGUUUUUGGAAUGGAGAUUUGGAACACGAUGCCUGAAAACAGAUCCCAUAUUCAGGUUUUCUCAAAGAAAACAUGAAUGCAAACCAAAUCCAGAAGAGCUGGAGGACGCUGACGAGGAAGUCCUCGCCGAGAGGGAAAGGGUUAAAACCUGGAAGGACACAACAAAUGUGGAGGAAAAGCCGACCAUCAUCGUGGACAGUCUGCGCAAGGAGUUCAAGGAGAAAGCGGGAAGUUUUACCUGCAAGAAAAGAACGAAGAAAGCCGCCGCCAGACACGUCUCCUUCUGCGUGAAAAAGGGUGAAGUUCUGGGAUUGCUGGGGCCCAAUGGAGCGGGGAAAACCACGUCUGUACUGAUGUUGGCCGGGGAACUGAAACCUACAGCCGGGGAGGUGAUUCUGUGUGGUGCAGGUGAGGACAGCACUGCCUUCAUGGGGUUCUGCCCGCAGUUUAGCCCCCUGUGGCCCACUCUCACCGUGAAGGAGCAUCUGGAGAUCUACGCCGCAGUGAAGGGCAUGAAGAAAGACGACGCGGACCAGGCCAUAAAGCGGGUGUCAGAGGCGCUGGAACUGAAGCUGCAUCUAAAUAAACCUGCCAAGAAACUGUCUGCCGGGGUCUCCAGAAAAGUUUGCUUCGCCAUCAGCAUGCUGGGUAACCCGACCGUCGCCCUCCUGGAUGAACCGUCCACCGGUCUGGAUCCAAAAGGGCAGCAGAGACUGUGGAGAGCCAUCCGAGCAGCUUUCCGGAACAAGGAGCGAGGAGCCAUCCUGACCACGCACUACAUGGAGGAGGCAGAAGCCGUGUGUGACCGCGUCGCCAUUAUGGUGUCCGGGAAGCUCAGGUGCAUUGGGUCCAUCCAGCAGCUGAAGAGUAAGUUUGGUAAAGGUUACCUCCUGGAGAUGAAGGUGAAGGAUUCCCAGCGGGCGGAUGAGAUUCACCAGGAGGUCGUCCGGAUGUUCCCACAGGCAGACAGGCAGGACAGGUUCUCCUCGCUGCUGGUCUACAAGAUCCCUAUGGAGAACGUGCAGUCCUUAUCUCAGGCUUUCUCUCAGCUGGAGGAAGCGAAGCGAGCCCAUGACAUUGAGGAGUACAGCUUCUCCCAGUCCACCCUGGAGCAGGUUUUCCUUGAGUUGGCCAAAGAGCAGGAGAAAGAGGACUGUGACCAGGACGCCAUGUUCAAAUGGAGGCCCCUGAAGACGGAGAGCGCCUGACAAGCAGUCAGGGCAUGCUGAGACUAGUAGUGUCUCCCCAACCAAAGGGCCGGAGGGUUCUGCGUGGCCUUAUACACAACGAGGGCCGAGUAAAGGGUUAAUGAGCUCCCAGUGUACCUGAUGACGACACCUACGUAGUCCUGGCACCUUGCUGUGUGACGUCUGUUAUGUAUUUCAGUCAUUUAUGUUUCUGAAAGGAGCGAUACAUUAUACUGUCUAAUGGAGAGAACGUAUGGCACUGCUUAUUAUAGUGUCAGCGACUGUUCGUUGUACCGUCUCACUAUCCCUCACCCACCCCGUUAUAACAAUGACUUCAGUCACACCAGUGCACUUAAAGGGAAUGUGAGAAUAUGAUA
Molecule: messenger RNA, 5419 nt
Organism: Bufo bufo (common toad)
Lineage: Eukaryota; Metazoa; Chordata; Amphibia; Anura; Bufonidae
Product: ABC-type organic anion transporter ABCA8-like
Exons: 39
Coding region: 222-5063 (1613 amino acids)
Biological process (GO): transmembrane transport; lipid transport
Cellular component (GO): membrane; intracellular membrane-bounded organelle
Molecular function (GO): ATP hydrolysis activity; ATP binding; lipid carrier activity
Source: RefSeq, a predicted model, not a curated record